AUGAGCAGGGAGGCUAGCCUGUCCGGCGACACCUCCACACCCACUCACAGCCUGGCGCUCAGCGGGGAGAUGGCGGUCGACAAGUCCAAGCGCUACGACAGGGGCAUCAGGGUGUGGGGCGCCCAUGGGCAGGAGGCGCUGGAGGCGGCCCGCGUCUGCCUGCUCAACGCGGGCCCCACCGGCACCGAGGCCCUCAAAAACCUGGUGCUGGGCGGCAUCCACUCCUUCACCAUCGUGGACGGCGCCAAGGUCACCGCCGCCGACCUGGGCAACAACUUUUUGCUGACCGCCGACAGCCUGGCGGGCAGCAGGGCGCGGCUGAGCAACCCGUGGCCGGAGCUGGCCCGAUACGUGGAAGGCGUGGACCUGGCCUCAGCUGAGGACCAGCUGCACAGCCAUGUGCCCUACGCCGUGCUGCUAGCCAAGGCGGCCAAGCAGUGGCAGGAGCAGCACGACGGCAAGCUUCCCGGCAGCUACCCGGAACGUGCCGCCUUCAAGGACAUGAUACGGUCCUGGCAGCGCCACAUAGACGGCAUCCCGCUGGAGGAGGAGAACUUUGCCGAGGCCGCCAGCAACGCGCACAAGGUGUGGGCGCCGCCCACCGUCUCCCCCGAGCUGCGGGCGUCCCCUGGCUUCUGGGUGCUGGUGGCGGCGCUGCGCCGCUUCAUAGAGGGGGAGGGCAAGGGGCUGCUGCCGCUGGAGGGCAGCAUACCCGACAUGCACGCCAGUACGCAGCAGUACCUAGAGCUGCAGCGCAUCUACCGCGCCAAGGCAGACGCAGACGCGGCAGCGGUGGAGGCGCAUGCUCGGGCCAUCCUGGAGGGCGCGGGGCGAGACCCCGCCGCCAUCCCCGCUGCCGACAUCAAGCACUUUUGCAAGCACGCACGCUACCUCAGGCUAGUGCGCUGCCGCUCGCUCGCUGAGGAGACGGGAGCGGGGAGCUGCCGCGGCGGGGCGCUGCGUGCGGCGCUGGCGGCAGAGGACACCGCCGCCUCUGCCGCCCUGUACGUGCUGCUGCGCGCCGCCGACCGCUUCCACCAGACCUACCAGCGCUACCCGGGGUCAUACGACAGCGAGGUGGAGGAGGACGCCGCGCUGCUGAAGAGCCAGGCCCAGGCGCUGCUGGCAGAGUGCGGCGCGGGCGGCGGCGCCGCCGGCGUGGCCGACGACCUGGUGGGGGAGGUGUGCCGGUGCGCGGCGGGCGAGCUGCACGUGGUGGCGGCGGUGGUGGGCGCGGUGGCGGCGCAGGAGGCCAUCAAGAUAGUGACGGGGCAGUUUGUGCCACUGGGGGGCGUGCUCAUCUACAACGCCAUGGCCUGCACCUCCUCCGUCUUUGCCUUCUAG
Messenger RNA from Chlorella variabilis, 1344 nucleotides. RefSeq lists its product as hypothetical. Gene Ontology annotation, molecular function: NEDD8 activating enzyme activity. The transcript has 9 exons. NCBI's taxonomy places the organism in Eukaryota, Viridiplantae, Chlorophyta, Trebouxiophyceae, Chlorellales, Chlorellaceae. The record is from RefSeq and is a predicted model, not a curated record. Gene Ontology annotation, cellular component: cytoplasm. Bases 1 to 1344 code for a protein of 447 amino acids. Gene Ontology annotation, biological process: protein neddylation.